Molecule: messenger RNA, 2166 nt
Organism: Phacochoerus africanus (Common warthog)
Lineage: Eukaryota; Metazoa; Chordata; Mammalia; Artiodactyla; Suidae
Gene: PLD4
Product: phospholipase D family member 4
Exons: 8
Coding region: 132-1907 (591 amino acids)
Biological process (GO): phagocytosis; hematopoietic progenitor cell differentiation
Cellular component (GO): nucleus; phagocytic vesicle; trans-Golgi network membrane
Molecular function (GO): catalytic activity
Source: RefSeq, a predicted model, not a curated record
CCUCCUGUGGCUGGUGCUCUCUCCUUCCACCCAGGGCCAAGUGCACCCUGACGAAGGGCCCCCCGAGACUUGGGGCCUUGGCUCCAGCCUGGCCUGGGAGGCCCUGGGAGGGGAGGCCCGGCAGCUGCAGAAUGACUCCUGCCGGUGAGUGGCUUCUGGGCUCUGCGGGGUGGCGUCUCUGGCCGCUGCCUCUCUUUCCGCUGGCUCUCCCCAGUAGGGUGCACUGCCCUCCGCCACCCGCUCUUGGAAGAGGUGGGGGGUGGGCGGAGGCUGGGGUGGGGGAGGAUGACCAGGGCUGCUCUUGGCAGCAAACACAGGCUGCCCCCCACGGACCUGGCGAGGUGGUGAGCCCAGGUCCUGCCAAGCUGAGGUGGCAGCGGGGGGCCCGCCAUGGGGUCCUGGAAUCCCAGCACCUCCCCAGGAAGGAACCCACUGUGCGCACGCCCCUUGAAGGAGAGAGUGCUCACCUCCCCGACCAGCCCUUCCCUCUGAAGCAAAGCCAGGCCCCCACACCUCGGGCCCUAGCCCGGGCCGCUCUUCGUGGCACCUCCCUGCACCCUGCCCUGCCCCGUGCGGCCCCUCCUGCACCCUUGGCCUGGGCCCGGCCGCUGGCGACGCGAGGCAGGCGGGUGGCCCCUGCGCGCAUGCUCGGCCCCUCCCUCUGCAGGCUUGUCCUCGUGGAGAGCAUCCCUCAGGACCUGCCGUCUGUGGUGGGCAGCCCGUCCGCCCAGCCCCUGGCCCAGGCCUGGCUGCAGCUGCUGGAUGCCGCCCAGGAGAGCAUCCACGUGGCCUCCUUCUACUGGUCUCUCACGGGGCCUGACAUCGGGGUCAACGACUCGUCCUCACGGCUGGGAGAGGCCCUUCUGCAGAAGCUGCAGGAGCUGCUGGAUAGGAAUGUCUCCCUGGCGGUGGCCACCAGCGCCCCGACACUGGCCAGGAAGUCCACCGACCUGCAGGUCCUGGCGGCCCGAGGAGCCCAGGUGCGACAGGUGCCCAUGGGGAAGUUCACCGGCGGCGUCUUGCACUCCAAAUUCUGGGUCGUGGAUGGGCGGCACGUCUACGUGGGCAGCGCCAACAUGGACUGGCGGUCCCUGACACAGGUGAAGGAGCUCGGUGCCAUCAUCUACAACUGCAGCCGCCUGGCCCAGGACCUGGAGAAGACCUUCCAGACCUACUGGGUGUUGGGGGCGCCGAAGGCUGUCCUCCCCAAACCCUGGCCCCGGAACUUCUCCACCCACUUCAACCGCUUCCACCCCUUCCAGGACCACUUUGACGGGGUGCCCACCGCUGCCUACUUCUCGGCUUCGCCGCCCGCACUCUGCCCGGCUGGCCGCACCCGGGACCUGGAUGCGCUGCUGGCGGUGAUGGGGGGCGCCCGGGAGUUCAUCUACGCCUCGGUGAUGGAGUAUUUCCCCACCUCCCGCUUCCGCCACCCCCCCAGAUACUGGCCGGCGCUGGACACGGCGCUGCGGGUGGCAGCCGUCGGCAGGGGCGUGCGGGUGCGCCUGCUGGUCAGCUGCUGGCUCAACACGGACCCCAGCAUGUUCCCCUACCUGCGCUCCCUGCAGGCCCUCAGCAACCCCGCCGCCAACGUCUCCGUGGACGUGAAAGUCUUCAUCGUGCCAGUGGGGAACCACUCCAACAUCCCAUUCAGCAGAGUGAACCACAGCAAGUUCAUGGUCACGGAGAAGGCGGCCUACAUAGGCACGUCCAACUGGUCGGAAGACUACUUCACCAGCACCUCGGGGGUGGGCCUGGUGGUCAGCCAGCGGGCCCCCCACACCCAGCCGGGGACGGCCACUGUGCAGGAGCAGCUGCGGCAACUGUUUGAGCGAGACUGGAGCUCCCGCUAUGCUGUAGGCCUAGACGGGCAGGCCCAGGGCCAGGACUGUGUUUGGCAGGGCUGAGGUCCAGCCCUUCCCGGCUGUGGGGCCCCACUGCUCCCGUCAGGCCUCCCUGCCCGGUCCCCAGUCUGGACGCCAAGCAGCUCCAUCUGCCAAGCGCUGGUCAGGGGCAGCACUGCCCUGAGCAGGGCAGGUGCAAACUCUUUGCUCUCCAAAUCUAGCCCCUUAAACCCCACCUCCUCCAGGGAGCCCUCCAGGAUGCCCCUCCCCGACUCCCAGAGAACCGCAACUCCUGCCUUUAGAAUACGUGUGUGCCUCCCCA